Molecule: messenger RNA, 359 nt
Organism: Prorocentrum cordatum
Lineage: Eukaryota; Dinophyceae; Prorocentrales; Prorocentraceae
Source: the annotation of a GenBank genome assembly
CCACGCGCGUCCUGGGCCGCCGCCGCCUGCAUCUGGCACGACCACGCCCGGCCCGCCGCCGCCGACGCCGGACCUCCUGUCUCCCGGCCCGCCCACGCCGCCGCAGAGCCUUCUGCGCCCCGGCCCGCCGGUCGCGGCAUACGGAUGCGUCCGCCCGGGCAGCCCGACGCUUGCCCCCGACCCCGUGCACCCAGGCUCCACGCCGCCGCCGAGGAGCCACGCCCGCUCGGAGCUGCCGCCGCCCACGUACGGCAUGUCUCGGCCCGGCCCAGCGCUCCCGACGCUCGACCCCCUCAACCUGGGCCCGCCGCCGCCGACGCGCGCCUCCACGCGCUCGGGGCCGCCGCCGCCAGCCUCUG